CAUGCAGCCGGACACGGUUUCUCCCAUCUGGAACCUGCGGGGCGUGCUGAGUAACGCCUGGCACAGAGUGAAGGUGAAGGUCAGGGAGGAUUAAAGCGAGGAACAGACUCGGUGCAUUGAUCGACAUUCAGAAUCCAAAGUUAAACAUGGCGACCACAGGGUGCCUGCUGCUGCUUCUUCUUAACCUCAGUGGAGCCUUUUGUGCAGCAGUGCAGUGGACAGAACUAAAUGAAGCAAAGGCCUACCUGAAGCAGUAUGGCUACCUGACUGACUACGCUGAUGCACAGGACCCUGAAAACCUCGAGCAGGUCAUAGAAGCUCUCAGGGUUUUCCAGAGAGCGAAUGAUCUGCCACCUACAGGAGAAAUAGAUGAAGCUACUCUGACUGUGAUGAGAGAGCCUCGCUGUGGGAUGGAGGACAACUUCAACAAGAAGCAUCAUAGAUACAGAGUGAAUGUUGGUUGGAGAAAGAAGAGUCUGACAUAUCGCAUCUACAACUACACACCUGACAUGAAGAAGGCGGACGUGGACACAGCCAUCCGCUCUGCAUUCAAGUACUGGAGCGAUGUGACUCCUUUGACCUUUAGAGAGGUCAGCUUUGGACGAGCAGACAUUAAGAUCUCCUUCCAUACGAGAGAUGGCUGCGGUGUCCCGUUUGAUGGCCCUGGUCAUGUGCUGGCCCACGCUGAGCUACCAGAGUCAGGUAUUGUCCACUUUGAUGACGACGAGUUCUGGACUGAGGGGACGUAUUAUGGCUCUAAUCUACGCAUUGUUGCCACCCAUGAGAUCGGACACGCCCUCGGCCUCUCUCACUCUGAGUAUAGAAGAGCUCUGAUGUCUCCAGUCUACAACGGGUACAAGGCGAACUUUAGGCUGCAUUUUGAUGACAUCGAAGGCAUCCAGGCAAUAUACGGCGACCGCAUGACCACCCCUUUAGCAGGCCCGACACACACGGACAGUCUGAUUCCUACAGAGAGCAGCCGUGAGACUGAGACCAUACCUGACCCCUGCACUGCUGAUCUGGAUGCCAUCAUGUUAGGUCCAUGGAGGAAAACCUAUGCAUUUAGUGGUGAUUAUGUAUGGACCAUCUCUGAUCUGGGACACAACCCACCAAUCAAGAUCACUCAGCUUUGGACCACACUUCCUGGAAACCUGAAUGCUGCUGUACACUCUCCAAGAACCAACAAGACCUACUUUUUCAAAGGCAGCAGAGUGUGGCGAUACACCAAGUUCAGUCUUGACUGGGGCUACCCUAAAGAUGUCAAAAGGAUCCCUCACAGUAUUGAUACUGCCCUGUACCUGGAGAAGAACAAGAAGCUGGUCUUUAUUAAGGGUUCAGAUCACUGGCAAUGGGACGAGCUGAAGUACAAUGACUUAUCCCACUAUCCAAAACCGCUGUCCAUGCUCUUCUCGGGGGUGCCCUCCAGUCCAGAUGCAGCCUUCACCUGGACAAACGGAAAGGUGUUCUUCUUUAAGGGAGACGAGUAUUGGCGCAUGAAUGACAUGCUUAGGGCCGACAGAGGAUACCCACUGAGCAAGAAGGCGCGCUGGAUGCAAUGCUAGGGGUCCACCACCAGGAGGCAACAGGUGCCAAGAGAUGAUCAGCCAGCAGGGGUCGCUGGUUCCAUUCCAGGGGCAUUGACAACUGUGCAACCUCAACAGCAGUGAUUCAUUGUAGAACUGAUUUUAUUUCACUGGAUCCAUGACUCCCUGCCCUCCAGAGCAGGAAGUUUUUUUUUUUAGUUCUUGAGCUUUAUUGUUUGUGUUUUUGUGACUGGGUGUCUUAUGUAAGCUUUUGUAUGAUCUCAGGGAGAAAUCGAGGAACGCCUUCUGUUUUUCUCUCAAGCAUGUGUGUUUGAUUAUGUGUCUUAAUACCUUCUGGCAGAUGUAAUAUGACGGUCGGAGUGUGCACUUUCUACUCAGCCUUUAUUAUGUAACACUUUUACAUUUUAUCAAACACAUCCAUUAUCUCAAUAAUCACACAGGUCUGUGAGAAAUCAUGUAGCAAAAAUGUGUCCUGAGUGAAUAAUUUCUGCAAUUAAACGACACAUUAUAUCAACUGUAAAA
Messenger RNA from Labrus mixtus (cuckoo wrasse), 2066 nucleotides. It is a transcript of the gene mmp19, whose product is annotated as matrix metallopeptidase 19. The record is from RefSeq and is a predicted model, not a curated record. Bases 147 to 1562 code for a protein of 471 amino acids. Lineage: Eukaryota; Metazoa; Chordata; Actinopteri; Labriformes; Labridae. The transcript is spliced from 10 exons. Gene Ontology annotation, cellular component: extracellular matrix. Gene Ontology annotation, biological process: proteolysis; extracellular matrix organization; collagen catabolic process. Gene Ontology annotation, molecular function: zinc ion binding; metalloendopeptidase activity.